Molecule: messenger RNA, 1536 nt
Organism: Paramecium tetraurelia
Lineage: Eukaryota; Ciliophora; Oligohymenophorea; Peniculida; Parameciidae
Exons: 4
Source: RefSeq, a predicted model, not a curated record
AUGAAAUAAGCUAAUAAUUCCAACUAGUUGUAAUAAUUAGACCCAAUAGAAGUGAUUGAUAAUCUAGAAACUUUAAAAAAAGUGAUUAAAUAAAAAGAUGUUUAAAUUAAAAAUAUGGAAACAGAAUUUUAAGAGAGAUUGAAUGCAUUUUAAUUAGCUGUUGCAAGAGACUAAGACGGAUUAAAAUAAGACAUAAUCUAAUUUUUAUUGAAAGACAAUGAGUAAUAAAAAAAGAUUGAAUAGCUUCAUAUAAAUUAUGAAUUAUUGCAAAAUUAAUUAGAAGAGACAUUCUUAGAAAGUAAUAAUAAAAUAAAGACCUUGCUUGACAUAAAUGACAAAAAGGAUCAUGAAAUAGAGCAACUUAAAUAGUAAAUUAAGGACACUGAAGAGAGGGUUAAUCAACUUAGAAAAAAUUCGAUUUCAAAAGACAGGAAUAUGUAUGAAACAGAAGCAGUUAUUAAUAAAAAGGUUCUUGACUUAUAAAAAAGAGAGGCUGACUUGACAUUUAAAUUAAAGCAAGCCUUAGAAAAAAAUGAGUAAUUAUCAAACUACUUUGAAAAUUAUUAAAGUGAAAAGGAAGUUAAAUUAAUUAAAUAAGUUGAGCAUCUAAAGAAGUAAAACUCUUCCUAAAUAAACAAUAUAUCAUCAAAUUAUGAGGAUUAAGUUAAAACUUCAAAAGAAGUUAUCGAACAAUUAUAAGAUCACAUUCUUAAUUAAAAAGAUAGAUUUUCUUAAAUUUAAGAUGAAAAUUAAAAAUUAAAAUGUGAAACAGAAAUAGCAAAUAAUUAUUAUCAAUUAUUGAUAGGCUUCAAGAUACAGAGUCAUUACAUGAUCAAACAAGAAAAGAAUUAUAAUAAGUAGAAGACAGUAAGAAAAUAUUAGAGAGAAAUUAUAAAUUGUAAAUAAACAAAAUUUAUUUUUAGGGAAAUCUAAGCUUUAUAAAUCUAAUUGGGGGAAGCUACAAAAUAUAUCGAUUUAACUACUAAUCUUUAAUAAAGACUGAAUCAGAAAGAUUAAAAAAUAUCACAUUUAUUAUAGGAAAAUUAAUAAUUACAAGAAUUAGUUUAAGAUUUGAGGCUCCAAGUUUCAUCUGUUGAAUAACAUUUUCAAUAGCAUGCUGAUGAAUAGAGAAAAGCUAAUAUAUUAUUAUCAAAUAAAGAAUUCGAACUUUAAACUAUUAUCGAAAGCCAAGCUCAAAAUUUUGCUGAAUAAGAAUAAAAGUUAAAAUAAGGUUUUGAAGAACUCUGGUUAGAUUACUCAAAUCUUUAAUACAAUUAUGAGUUGUUAAAGUAAAAGAGUGGAGAAGACUCAUUUAGAUUAAAAUUAUAUAAAACCAAUGACAAAAAGGCCAGUAGAGCCAUUCACGGAAGUCAAACAAGAAUGACUAUUGGUGAGAAAGAUCACUAAAACAAUUAAGAGACAAUAAAAAUAAAUGAUGAUGCCUUUUUGAAGACUCUGGAAAGCUUCUAAAAAUAGGAUUAAGCAAAACAAACUAAUAAAAGAUUAGAUCGUAAUGUUUAUGUUCGAAGAGGUUGA